Histoplasma mississippiense is the source of this 582-nucleotide messenger RNA. RefSeq lists its product as hypothetical. Gene Ontology annotation, cellular component: actin cytoskeleton; cytoplasm; Arp2/3 protein complex. Bases 1 to 582 code for a protein of 193 amino acids. Gene Ontology annotation, molecular function: actin filament binding. The record is from RefSeq and is a predicted model, not a curated record. Gene Ontology annotation, biological process: Arp2/3 complex-mediated actin nucleation; regulation of actin filament polymerization. The transcript is spliced from 2 exons. NCBI's taxonomy places the organism in Eukaryota, Fungi, Ascomycota, Eurotiomycetes, Onygenales, Ajellomycetaceae.
AUGUCCCUCAUAAACUACCGCACCGUCGACGUGGACAGUAUCGACCCAGAAUCCUCCGUAAAUUUCCCCCUAGAGACCCUUGUACCAAGCAACUGCCCUCCACCCACAAACUCCAGCGCGGCGGCCAGCAUCGGUUCGCAAGUCCGCCAAAUGCUCCGGUCCGGCGACUUGGAGGGGGUUAUGCGCUAUGUACUGGACACAGCGCCGCUAGGUGGUGAUGAUAGAGCGAAGGAGGUCCAUCUAGCUACCGUUGUGGAGGUCCUGGCGGGGAUAAGACAGGGGGAGAUGACGAGGGUGCUUGAGGGCGUUUGCUCUGGGGAGGGUGGAGCGGAGAGAGGGGAUUGUUUGAUGAAGUACUUAUAUAAAGGGAUGGCUGCCCAGUCAUCUGGGAGCCUCUCGCCGUCGAAGAAAUCAUCAUUGUCUCCCCAAAGUACGGGCUUUUCGCAAAUACAGGCGCGGAAUAUUGGGGAAGGAGGUGGAGGUCAACAAAUGAGCGUGUUGUUGAGCUGGCAUGAGAAAUUGGUUGAUAUUGUUGGAGUCGGAUCCAUUGUUCGGGUCAUGACGGAUCGAAGGACGGUUUGA